AUGCCUAGUAUCCUUGCCUACCAGAGCUCUGAGGUGGACUGGUGUGAGAGCAACUUCCAGUACUCGGAGCUGGUUGCCGAGUUCUACAAUACGUUCAGCAAUAUCUCCUUCUUCAUCUUUGGGCCGCUCAUGAUGUUCUUGAUGCAUCCCUACGCCCAGAAACGCUCUCGCUUUGUCUACGGCAUCGUGACCCUCUUCAUGGUCAUAGGCCUGUUCUCCAUGUACUUCCACAUGACGCUGAGUUUCCUGGGCCAGCUGCUAGAUGAGAUUGCCAUCCUCUGGCUGCUGGGUGGUGGCUACAGCAUAUGGAUGCCCCGCUGCUACUUCCCUGCCUUCCUUAGGGGGAACAGGACCCAGUUCAUCUCCCUGGUCCUCGUCACCACCAUGGUCAGCACCUUGCUAUCCUUCCUGCGGCCCACAGUCAACGCCUACGCCCUUAACACCGUUGGCCUGCACAUCCUCUACAUCGUGUGCCAGGAGUACAAGAAGACCAAAGAUAAGGAGCUUCGGCAUCUGAUCGAGGUAUCUGUGGUUCUGUGGGCUGUCGCCCUGGCCAGCUGGAUCAGUGACCGUCUGCUCUGCAGUUUCUGGCAGCGGAUUCACUUCUUCUAUCUUCACAGCAUCUGGCACGUGCUCAUCAGCAUCACCUUCCCUUAUGGCAUGGUUACCUUGGCCCUGUUGGACGCCAGCUAUGAGAUGCCGGGCGAAACCCUCAAAGUUCGCUACUGGCCCCGGGACACUUGGCCUGUGGGGCUGCCGUACAUAGAAGUCCAGAAUGGCAACAAGAACUGCUGA
Molecule: messenger RNA, 795 nt
Organism: Otolemur garnettii (small-eared galago)
Lineage: Eukaryota; Metazoa; Chordata; Mammalia; Primates; Galagidae
Gene: ACER1
Product: alkaline ceramidase 1
Exons: 6
Coding region: 1-795 (264 amino acids)
Biological process (GO): ceramide metabolic process
Cellular component (GO): membrane
Molecular function (GO): hydrolase activity, acting on carbon-nitrogen (but not peptide) bonds, in linear amides
Source: RefSeq, a predicted model, not a curated record